Tricharina praecox is the source of this 4528-nucleotide messenger RNA. RefSeq lists its product as uncharacterized. The coding region runs from base 97 to 4176 and encodes 1359 amino acids. NCBI's taxonomy places the organism in Eukaryota, Fungi, Ascomycota, Pezizomycetes, Pezizales, Pyronemataceae. The transcript is spliced from 3 exons. The record is from RefSeq and is a predicted model, not a curated record.
GAGGAUCUCAUAAAGACAGCGAUAGAGUAGGUAGCCCGUUCGUGGAAGGCAGGAAGUCAUUAUCGUUACCACCUAUGCAUACCGACCUUCUCCAUAAUGUAUCGGCCGCACCAUUCAUCGCCACUAUCGGCACCGGCACCGGCACAAGACGAGAACAACCUCGGCCAUUCCCCAGCACAGCGGCGGCAGGACCUCGAUGCAAAAUCCGCAAUAAGUGAAAGCCCGACCCAGCGAGACGCCCGCCGGUGGCCGCUCUCCACGUUAUUCACACCGACCGUCGUUAGCUGGCGGCGGCCGUUCACGCGAGCGGGCGGCGACUGCACGCCUUCCCCUCCAACGGAAGCCGGCUGGCGCCCACCCACGCUAACCACGCCGUACAUCCUGCUCUUCUCCCUCAUCACGCUCGGACUUGCGGGCGCGCUCGAGUACCUAGUGCAACGAUCGAACAGUCGGGGAGCUGUGGUUUUUGCCGAGGUUUCGUAUCUCCUUGAGUUCGCGCCGAUGCUGGUGGCGGUGCUGUGCGGGCUGCUGUGGGCGGGAGUCGAUCAUGAUGUUAAAAGGCUCGAGCCAUACUUCCAACUAUCGAAGCCCGGAGGUGUCACCGCCGAGCACUCGCUAUUCCUCGAGUACCCGUACAGCUUCGCCUUAUUCGCUCCCUUCAUUUCUCUACGCAAGCGCCACUGGGUAGUUCUCUGUUCGUCUCUAAUCCUCGUGCUCAUCCUGAACGGCGUAACGCCACUGAUGAGCACCCUCGUCGUGAAGAGACCCGUGCAGCGCACCGUCUCCUUCCCGGCCGAAAGAGCACGUCUAUACUCACCCUCUUCGCAGCCGGCGACGCUAUCCACCGCGUUCUCGUACAUUGCGUUUUCGCACCAGUACCACAACGGGAUGCUACCGCCGUUCACCACCGCGGACUUCGCGGUCCUGCCCUUCCGCGCCCCAUCUCGGAGCGGCACUCGCGCGGGUAAAGGCGACAUCUUCCGCGGCAGCUCGAUCCUGUACGAGGCACGGCUAGACUGCAGCCUCGGCGCCCUCAGCGAGCUGCCGGAGGACAUGCGGGAGCUGGACUUCCCGGGGCGGAACUUCCGAAUGGGAUUUGGGCGCUUCACGGACGCGGCCGGACACAGCCCGUACCGCAGCGAGGUGUACAGCUACAGCAGCUUCGAUGGCUGGAAUAGAACCGGGAUGGGCGAGUUCAGAGAGGAUAUGCUGGUGGUGUUUUUUGGCCGCAAUGGCUACCCCGAUGGGCCCGUGGCAGAGUUUAAGCUCAACUGGGGGUACAUGAACUCGACGGCCAUAUACUGCGUGCCCGUGCACGAGCAGCAGGAGGUCGAUGUGCUUGUUGAUGCGGACAGCAUGAGCCUGCUGAACUGGACGAGGAAGGGGGCGAAGACGCGGUUCACGGGGAUCAAAAUUCCGCACUGGACCGGCGUGUUGACGGGGCAGGUAUCCUCCGCGUCUUUCCCGGCGCUCCAUUCCACGCCCACGACGCCAACAUCGGGAAUGGUCUGGGGCCUGCCGGACCACACCUCGCAGCUGGCCAGGAAGCCGCAGUUCCACACGCUCAUGGACGAGUAUCCGCGCGCCCGCGAGUUCCAGCCCAUCAAUGUCAACUUUGCUACGCCGCAGACGUUUAGCCCGUUUGUGCUCGCGGGGCAGCAGGAGCUCGAGGAACUGUUCGAUGGCACGGGAAAGGCGCUGAUGCAGAGGUACAGCGAGGGGUACCGAUAUAUGUUCGCAAUGGCUAUGGCACAUGGCUUCACGGCGUAUGCGAGCGACGUGGCCGACAGUGUUGCGCCCAGUCUUGUCGAUCCCGUGGGAAUUGAGAGUCUGCAGCCGGCAGUGAGGGAGUUCCUGGAGGAUGGAUACGUCGUGGACGAGCUCUGGACACGGAUCCUUCAGACGGCGCUCGUGGCCAUUCUGGGCCUUAGUAUUGUGCUGGCUGGUCUCGUAAGGAACCGCAGGUGUGAGCUGGUUAGAGAACCGGGUACUAUCGUCGAGGCUAUGAUCUCGCUGGACGUGGAUGGUAGUGUGCUGCAGGACUUUCAGGAUUCGGAAUUCUUGAGCCCAGCAGAGUUGAAGAAGGUGUUGACCGUGAGGAAGCACCGGUAUUCUUUGCGGGCACAGAAGAUCUUUGUCCAUCGGGAUAAAGACACCAGUUGCAAUCCUUGCGCCAGUCCAGCCAUCGAUCGAGACCGCGUCACACUUUCCAAGUCGUGGGAGCUAAGUCGAUAUCUCGGAUCGACUGUGACUGCAUUCCUCGUCGGAUGGGUCACACUGCUUGUCGUCCUAUUUGUGCGUGCGAAGGAUGAAGGAUUUGCUGUUCCCGCCGGUACCUACCUCUACGACGCGUAUGCAUCCUACGCACCGACCAUCGCCGCCACCUCGUUAGAGUCAUUCUUGGUCCUCCUCACCUCGCAAGUCGCCCUCCUCUUCCCUUUCAAGCAGCUCAGACGGGGGAAUGCCAGUGCCAAGAACUCCAUAUCCGUCAACUACGACCGGAGACCGCCACAUUUGCAGGUUGUCAAUGGCAUACGAACCCGGAAUCCGCUGCUCACCGUCUUGAGCACGAGUAUCCUGCUGGCUAAUGUCCUUGCCGUUGCGGUCGGCGGGUUGUUCCACAAGAGCACCGUGGAGGUUCGGUAUCCGGCAAAGGAACUUGCUCUGCUGGGAUCGCUGGAGACGCUUGAGGCAUAUAAUGCUUCGUCGGAAUCAUUGAUCAAGGGGGACUGGGACAUUCCGUACGAGUCGUUCUACGUUGCGGCAGGCGACCUAAUGGGCUUCCGACGGCCACCGUGGACUACCGAUGAGCUGUUCUACAUGCCGUUCACCGACUCUCGCAACCAGACCGACGACCGCGGCGCUAAGUACAUCACGGAAACCUUCGGGAUGGGCGUAUCCAUGAAGUGCGAGGAGGUCCCUCCGGAGUUGCUCAGCACGUGGACAGCACUCAGCCUCCGUGCCAACGAGACGGCCACCGCCAGCAAGCACCGCAGCUUCUCGUUCACCACUUUCGUCAAUAGAACGAUGCAUUUUGGUACUUCCCGCUACGACACGUUGCUUUUUCCGGACAUCGGUGCGUACGCCAGAGACAACAUGUUCGAGCAGGAAGAGAAGUUCGUCAAAACGUUCUUUCCUGGGGAAAUCAUCAACGGGACCAAGAAGUACCUGUAUGUCGAGUAUGGUCCUAACCCGUACCCGGAGACACUCGCGGACAAGCAGGACUGGGAGUUCUCUGCAUUCUGGCAUCAAUACGAAUACGACCCGAACCGACGAGGCACGAUCAACGACUCGUUCUGGGAAUCCAAUGUCACCGUCAAUAAGAAUUUCUUCGACAGCGACAUCCAGUAUCUCAACAAAACAGUGGAGGGGCCAUCGAUGUUCAUUCUUUCCCGCGUCGGUCUCCGCUGCCAGCCCACUCCCCAUCUAGUCCGCUCCACGCUCACCUCCGACCUCUCGGGCCACAUCAUCAGCCACACUGACACCUCGCUCCCCUUCACCUCGUCACCCACCACCUCCAACCAACCCACCGGCCUCCCAGGCCUCGUUUCCAUUUUCAUGCGUACCGUCAUGCCGCGCGUAACCGCCAAGUACUCCGCCCACAACAGCGACAAGCUCUCUCCCUCCUCCUCGCCCGGCAGCUGGCUAUCCCUCCUCCUCUCCGACGAAGCGCGCGCGCUUACUCCAGGGUUCACAUUGUACACGCACCCCGCCCAGUCCGCGCGCGCAAUGGAAGCGGUGCUCCAGCGCACCUUCGCUAUCUUCCUGCAGCUGAACGCCGACACAAUCUUUCGCCCUCCCAGCGCACUCCUGUCCGUCGGCACGAGGAACGGUACGCUGCUCAGAGCGGAGGAGCGCGUGCUGAUCCGCCCGCUGGCACUGAGAAUUGCAGUCGCCAUACUGCUGGCGUUUGUCCCAGCGAUUGUCGCGGCGUAUGUCUGCCUCGCCGAUGCGAGCCUUGUCCAUCAGCCUACGACGCUGGCGGGGCUGUUUUCGGCGGUUUAUGCGUGUGAUUUUGAUGCGGGCGCUGUUGCGGGGGAUAAGAGGGGUAAGAGGGGUAAGAGAGGGAAAGAGGGUUAUGUGUACGGGUAUGGGUGGUUUGUGGGCAGGGAUGGGAGGAGGCAUGUUGGCGUUGCGAAGGAGCCAUUGGGGGACGGUAGGUUGGACGUACCGUAGUCUGGGAUUGGAGCAUGCGGGGAAUACUACGGGAUCUGUGGGUUUUAUGGGUUUUAUUAGUGGAGAGAGAGGGAAAGGCGGAUGUGGUUAGAAACCACGCAGGAAUAAGAUACGGCCACGGAAUUCUGGUUAGCGGUAUGGAGGAGGGAUCAUGAUAGGGAGGGCCCAUAACGAUACUCUAGCCAGACAAGCUCACCGACAGCCUACAGGCCACACAGGGACACGUGCGUGGGAGUAGGUCGGUGGGAGGGAGGGGAAGGAAUAGAUAUGGAGGACGAUGAAAAGAAGCUCGAAAGUGCCACAUUACAUGUUCCUCAGGGCACAUGGGGACCACCCGUAUGCUGCCGUGGUC